Molecule: messenger RNA, 1293 nt
Organism: Fusarium redolens
Lineage: Eukaryota; Fungi; Ascomycota; Sordariomycetes; Hypocreales; Nectriaceae
Exons: 2
Coding region: 180-941 (253 amino acids)
Biological process (GO): regulation of DNA-templated transcription
Molecular function (GO): DNA-binding transcription factor activity
Source: RefSeq, a predicted model, not a curated record
UCAAUCUCAGACUUCUAGUACAAGGGUGUAGUUUGUUUCAGUUGUCAUUGGCACACUACAACUCUGUCGUCUCAGUCUCAACAUAAAAGUCCUACAACUUAGAUGGUUCCCCCAUAUUGUGUCAACAAGCUCAAUACCAUCUUUCCAAGACCUCCAAUUUGAUGACUCUCUGAUAGUAGAUGUCCUUGCCGAAUCAGUCGCCAUCGGAAUUACGAACUCCAGAAAUUCGCAUUCAAAGUGCUUCCCCUGACCAAGAAACAGAGAAAAAGGAGAAAUCAAGCGAUAAACGCUCUCAAUCUCCUUCAAAACUUGCACCAACACGAAAAACAAGUUCGAAAUCCUCAAGUCACAAAGACAAGAAGAAGGGAUCUUCUUCCAAAUCAGAUUCUCAUUCUUCUGAGAAGAGCAAAAUGGGCGGGAGCUCAAAACAUGGCUCUCACAGCUCCCAUAAGGGCAGCUCUUCGACACAUUCUUCCAAAAAGUCAAAGUCCAGUUCAGUCGAUGAUGUCGACUGGUCAGAUAUCACAGAUCCUGAAGAGAGACGAAGAAUUCAGAACCGCAUUGCUCAACGCAAGUUCCGAGAAAAGGCUCGAGAAAACAAGGAGAGAGCCGAGAGAGAUUCUCGAAAUCAGGAGUAUGCAGGCAACAGCUAUCGAAUUCCCUCUGCCAACGACUUCAACUCCUAUUCAGACCCUUCAGGGCUUCCCUGGGGUAGCAUGAACAUCGGCCACUUUGUUGGUCGUAGUCAGGAGGCCGAAAGUCGACACAGCAGUAGUAGAAGGGGAACACACAGCGCAGACGAUAGCUUUGCUACCGCGACAUACAGUGCUUCACCCUCAUACGGCACGCAAUGGGCACAAGCAAGUUACGGUGAAAGCAGUGGAGCAGACGAGAUGUAUUACGAUGAUUAUUAUCUAUACGACCCAAAUGCUGGGCAAUAAGCUGAGAAGAAGCUAUGGUAAGAUGACCCCCUGUUUCUCUAGACCAUCUCGACUAACAUCGUUAUAGUGAUUUUCGUAUUUGGGAAUAGAAGGAAUUGAACGGACGUAUCACGAUUAAUGUCAUUGUAUAAUUUAUCACACACACCCUCUUCUGGAGUUUUUGUUUUGGCAGUACCCCGCUCGCUCACAUGGAGUUGGUCUUCUUGGGCUGGAUUUCUAUUCUUGGAUGCGGCUGAGACUUGGGACGGCAUGAUUCAAAGCGGUCAGGCAAGGGGUGAAGGACUAAUUACGAGAGGAAAGAAGAUCUCUCUUUCUAUUCAUAGAUCAUGUUUUACCAUACCUGGGGCACUCC